Messenger RNA from Manis pentadactyla (Chinese pangolin), 722 nucleotides. It is a transcript of the gene ELOC, whose product is annotated as elongin C. The transcript has 4 exons. The coding region runs from base 153 to 491 and encodes 112 amino acids. Lineage: Eukaryota; Metazoa; Chordata; Mammalia; Pholidota; Manidae. Gene Ontology annotation, biological process: ubiquitin-dependent protein catabolic process. Gene Ontology annotation, molecular function: protein-macromolecule adaptor activity. The record is from RefSeq and is a predicted model, not a curated record. Gene Ontology annotation, cellular component: elongin complex.
AACUGCCCCGGAACCCACGGCGGCAGGCUUCUGGGGGUGGGGGGGCGUUAGGGGCUGUGGCGGUGCGCGGGGACCUGGCGCGGUGGCUACGGGACGGACGAGAAACUACUAAAGUUCCUGUGGAAGCGAAGUAGAAUUUUGUUACGAACAUAAUGGAUGGAGAAGAAAAAACUUACGGUGGCUGUGAAGGCCCAGAUGCCAUGUAUGUCAAGUUGAUAUCUUCAGAUGGUCAUGAAUUUAUUGUAAAAAGAGAACAUGCACUAACAUCGGGAACAAUAAAAGCCAUGUUGAGUGGCCCAGGUCAGUUUGCUGAGAAUGAAACUAAUGAAGUCAAUUUUAGAGAGAUCCCUUCACAUGUGCUAUCAAAAGUAUGCAUGUAUUUUACCUACAAGGUUCGCUACACUAACAGCUCCACAGAGAUUCCUGAAUUCCCAAUUGCACCUGAAAUUGCACUGGAACUGCUGAUGGCUGCGAACUUCCUAGAUUGUUAAAUAAAAUAAAUUAUAAUAAACUGUUAACUUUUUUCAGUAUUUAAUACUUGUAGUUCAGUUAGUAAUUUUUUCAUAUAUAGCAUGUUGCCUGUGUGCAAUUGAACUUUAAAGUUCAUUGCAAAGCAGAUUAUCUCCUGUUCUUUUGCAUAGCAACCAGAGUUGACGUUUGUUUGCUACAUCAACAAAUUAAGGACAUUUUCACAAAUUCAGAAAUAAACAAGUAUGCCAAUU